AUGAAACCUCUGCACUUCCAUGGAGUGCUCAUCCUCAUCAUGUGCAGCUGUUGUACGUUCGCAGAUUUCCAGGAUAUCGUAAAUUCCCUGCAAGCACAGAAGCACCUGCUAAAAACAGGUUACAGCCUUUGCUCUGAUGGUGUAGCUUCUCUGGGAUACUACAAUGGCACAAUUUCUGUAACAGAGUCUGGUGCAGAAUGUCUGAAUUGGUCCGAGUUUCCUGAUUACAUUCAGCAGUACCCUGGUCGAGGACUGGGGAACCAUAACUACUGCAGGAACCCUGAAGGAGGAAGGACACCAUGGUGUUUUUUAUCGGCAACCUUCAGGGAUGAUAAGCUGGGCACACUGUGACUGCAGCCAUGGUGCCAUUCGCCUGUUGGGUGAUCAUCUUACCAAGAGUGGUGGAGUACAGCUGUAUCUAAAUGGGGUUUGGGGAUCAAUAUGUGCAGAUCACUGGACCGAUUGGGAUGCAAGUGUGGUGUGUAGACAGCUUGGAAUCAGUGAAAUUGGCACAGGCAAAAAAAUCUCAGACUAUGGAUUAUGGAAUAACCCUGUACAUCUUAAGUCUGCUAAUUGUCGAGGGGAUGAAUAUGCCCUACUACACUGUAGCUACAGCCAGGGCAAGGACUGCAGACACAGGAUGGUAGCAGCAGUUACAUGCUCUCCCCCUCAAGGUUUAAAGCCGCCCCUUCGAUUGGUGGGAGGAAAGGACCACUUUGAGGGCCGUGUUGAAGUGUUUUUUAACAGUCGGUGGGGAACAAUCUGUGAUGACCGGUGGGAUGACAAAGAUGCUGAAGUUAUUUGCCGACAGCUGGGAUUUAAGGGCAAGCCGAAAGCCUUGGUGUGGGCACACUAUGGACAAGGCUCAGGUCCUAUAUUACUUGAUGAAGUGGAGUGUUUAGGAAAUGAAACUUCAUUAGACCUUUGUAAGAAGAAUGAAUGGGAACAUCACAACUGUGACCAUAUUGAAGAUGCUGGAGUUUCCUGUAACCCUUAUGUAGAUGGUGCACUAAAAUUGACUGGAGGGAAGGAGGCUGGUGAAGGAAGGCUGGAAAUAUUUUACAAGGGAGAAUGGGGUACAGUUUGUGAUGAUGGAUGGACUGAACUUAAUGCCCAGGUGGUCUGCAGGCAGCUUGGUUACAGUGGUCCUUCUAACUUGGCAUCAAAGUUGAAGUAUGGAGCUGGAGAAGGACUGAUUCUUCUGGAUGAUGUGUCUUGCACAGGCAAAGAGCGCACUCUAGUGGACUGUACACGUAGUAGCUGGGGCCAGCAUGACUGCUCUCACUCUGAGGAUGUGGGAGUGCAGUGCUCCAAUGACACCAAUGACAUCUUUGAAAUAUUACCAACAGGGCCUCCAAUUCGUUUGAUGGAUGGGGAGAGCACCAAAGAAGGCAGAGUGGAGAUAUUCCUCAAUGGAGAGUGGGGCAGUGUGUGUGACGAUGGCUGGACAGACAAGGAUGCGGUGGUGGUCUGCCGGCAGCUUGGCCACAGGGGUCCUGCCAAAGCCAGGACAAUGGCUUACUUUGGUGAAGGACAAGGUCCAAUUCACCUGGAUAACGUAGACUGCAAUGGCACAGAAACCACACUGGCAGAAUGCAGGAAGCAGGACAGUGGAAUCCACAACUGCUGGCACAGUGAAGAUGCUGGUGUUAUAUGUAAUUAUGCAGAGAAGAAAGCCAUUGGACUGAAGGACGCAAAAUUUGCCCUAUGUGGUAUUAGUCUUGUGACUCGACGAAAGAAAAGAAUUGUUGGUGGAACCAAGUCAGUCAGGGGGAUUUGGCCAUGGCAAGCUUCUCUGAGGCUUAAGGGAUUUCAUACAGAAACUCGUUUACUAUGUGGAGCAACACUCAUCAGCAGUUGCUGGGCCUUAACAGCUGCUCACUGCUUUAAGAGGUUUGGAGAGAAGCCACACCGAUAUUCUCUCAGAGUAGGCGAUUACCAUACUGGUGUAGAGGAUGACUUUGAAAGAGAACUUCCUGUACAGAGGAUUGCCGUACACAAGAAGUAUCAUUCUGGCAGCAAUGACAAUGAUAUUGCAUUGGUGAGAGUUCAGGGGAAGGAACACCAGUGUCUUGCCUUCAGUGACCAUGUGCUGCCCAUCUGUCUGCCAGAGAGGAAGGAGAAGGCAUCUUACCAGAAGCCAUGCUUUAUCUCUGGAUGGGGGGACACAGGAACAUCCUACUCCAAGACACUUCUUCAAGGUGCUAUUCCAAUACUUCCCAAGGAGUCCUGUGUUUUGCGCUACAAGGGAAAAUUUACAAAUCGUAUGGUUUGUGCUGGAGAUCUAUCUGAAGAGAAUCGAGUAGACAGCUGCCAGGGGGACAGUGGAGGCCCACUCAUGUGCCAAAACUCAAAUGGACAUUGGGUUAUUGUAGGGAUAACAUCCUGGGGUUAUGGGUGCGGACGAAAGGGCUAUCCUGGAGUGUACACAAAGGUAAGCAGGUUCACCCCCUGGAUCAGAAGGGUUACAAAACUGAAAUGA
Staurois parvus is the source of this 2482-nucleotide messenger RNA. NCBI's taxonomy places the organism in Eukaryota, Metazoa, Chordata, Amphibia, Anura, Ranidae. The record is from the annotation of a GenBank genome assembly.